This is a messenger RNA of Oncorhynchus mykiss (rainbow trout), 1377 nucleotides long. RefSeq names its product cytochrome c oxidase subunit 7A2-like, mitochondrial. Gene Ontology annotation, biological process: mitochondrial electron transport, cytochrome c to oxygen; mitochondrial respirasome assembly; regulation of oxidative phosphorylation. Gene Ontology annotation, cellular component: respiratory chain complex IV. The record is from RefSeq and is a predicted model, not a curated record. Lineage: Eukaryota; Metazoa; Chordata; Actinopteri; Salmoniformes; Salmonidae.
AAGGGUUAAUUUAAAUGAAGAAAACAUAUUACACUUUUGACGUUCAUUUGACAAAAGCUGGACCGUUUAAUAGUGCCUACAAAAAGCCGCCAUUAUCACUCUAUUCUAAUCAGGCACCACUGAGCCAACCUGCUGUGUCGUUAAUGUUGGGUCCAUCCUCUCUGCAUGUUUGGCCAACAAGGGGACAUCCGUGAUCCGACCUCAUUCGUAACUGUUGUUUUUGUUUUGUAACCAAGUAAAAUGUACUACAAGUUAAAUGGAGUUACACAAAGACUUGCUGGAUCGGCACCGAGUGCGUACAGCCCUCAGGGGUUGAGGGUAACAGUGCCCAUGGAGGCCCCUCCAAUGAUCUUUGCCACCCCCACCAAAUAUGUGUCGGAGGCAGGGAACACAGUGGAGUACCUGGGACACAACAAAGUCCCUGACCUACAGAAACUCUUCCAGAAGUCUGACGGUAUCCCUGUGCACCUGAAGAGAGGCCUGAUGGACAAGAUGCUGUACAGGACCACCAUGGGCCUGACCAUUGGAGGGACCCUCUACUGCCUGAUGGCUCUCUACAUAGCUGCCCAGCCAAGGAAGUGAUCUGCUUAUCCAGCCUCUUCCCCUUCAAGGUUCCAACAGGAUUCUAUAUGAUUAGGAGCAAUAAUGUGGAUGAUGAUUGUGCUCAGACGGUCAAGGAAAGGAAUCCCUUUACUCUCAAUUAUAUGUCCCCUUAUCUUAUUGAUAUGCCUAGUUUCAUGUUGAGGUUUUCAUCAGACUCAAAUAAUCUAUACUUUGUCAAAUUUAAGUCCAUGUCAUAUCACUACUUGCCCUAUCUCACUUGCUCUGUGUUCUUGUGCAAGUUGUGCAUUUCCGCAUGUAUAUCUCUGCUGAUGUCUCGGUAACAACCAGCACCAUAUUAGUGGUACAUAACUAUGAUGGCUAGAGUAUCAACAAUCUACAUUUUUAAAAAGUCUGACCAUGUUUUCUGCCAGAGCACUCCCCUGUGUGUGUGGAAAGAAGUUGAGGUCUCAUGACAUGGAUGACUUUGGGUGCUCAUAACAUGGAUGACUUUGGGUGCUCUUUUGUUCUGGGCGAGAGGGUGGAUGGGGCUAGCACCUUUUUUCAAAGCUAAUAAUGAGGUGGUACUUCAGGUUGUGUGAUAUCAUUCAUUGGUUUCUUUCUGUAUUAAACUCUGCUUUUGAGAAGUCACAUCUGCAUUACCUUAUUUGCAUGCCCCCCCCAAGUCCCUAUUUUUAUGGUGCAGAGGUUGUUGUCAUUUAGUCUGCAUACUAACUGACGGUGUUCUGUAAAAAAAAAGAAAGGGAGUGCACAGAGUAUCUGACAAGUCAUUGUAAUUUUGUCUUGGGAUAAUAAAAGUAUAUUUUGUUUAAAACA